AAUAGUGCAGGUGGAAAAGCGUACUCAUUUGUUUCCAUUCCAGGCACCAAUCAAAAGAAACGACCGCGCAGAAGAUACGACGAAAUUGAACGACUUUAUCAUUGUAAUUAUCAAAAUUGUACAAAAUCUUAUGGUACACUGAAUCAUUUGAAUGCACACAUUACAAUGCAAAAACAUGGCCCUAAACGUUCUCCUGAUGAGUUCAAAGAAAUGAGAAGGAAAUGGCGCGAACAAAAAAAGGAA
Messenger RNA from Mycotypha africana, 243 nucleotides. RefSeq lists its product as uncharacterized. Gene Ontology annotation, biological process: regulation of DNA-templated transcription. The annotation marks the transcript as partial. NCBI's taxonomy places the organism in Eukaryota, Fungi, Mucoromycota, Mucoromycetes, Mucorales, Mycotyphaceae. The transcript has 2 exons. The record is from RefSeq and is a predicted model, not a curated record.